AUGUCGCUUUCAGACUCUUCGUCCCUGUCAUCGGCGCCGCCGACAGACGACGAGUCAAUGUCUCUAGCUUUUGGAGCUGAUGCACCCAUCACCAACUAUUUCAAGAAGGAGACGCCGCCGCCCAAGCGCCCUGCGUCGCCUCCGCAUGAAUACGUGCUCGCCGACAAUCCUGACGUUGCUUUCAUUGUCAUGUUUCGCGCGCGCUUUAGCGAUGCCUUGCCGAAAUCGCUCCCACACUAUGGCCCGCAAGAUAUUGAGCGAGGAGUACAGGACACAGUGCCUGGCGAACAUAUUGAAAGACUACUGUGUGCUUUAAUUGGUCUGGUACUGAAUCGCAAGAAGGAAGUGGAAAAAGGACACUAUCAGAGAGCUUUGGAGGAAGCGGUUCAAACGCAUUCUUCGCAAUGGCCCAGGGCUUGGGGAGGGAAGAAUCCUUUGCAUGGAGGUGGCUCGUUUGCUUCCAUGACGCCUGAAGAGCGGUUGCGGUUUUUAAAAGCUCUUAUCCUCUGGUCAUUAUCCUCCUCCGAAGCGAUCCAAUCGAAAAUCAAAGAGUCCUACAAACAAGCACGACAUGAUGAUGACCUUAACCAGCCAUUGUCAGUACAACCUUGGGGUAGGGACGAGAUCAAACGACGAUACUGGCUAGUCGAGGGACAGGAUGACACCCAUUUCCGCCUCUAUAGAGAGAGUAACCCGGCAUUAAAGACCAACACCUGGUGGAGUGUGGCUGGUACCAUCGAGGAAGUCAAAGCUGUCGCAGAAAGACUGCAAAAAGAGAAGUCACAGAAUUCGAAAAAGCUCAGUGACAGGAUUUUGAAUGCGGUUCCUAGAUUUGAAGGCGGCGAAGAGAAACGGAGACGGCGCGAUUACCGGAUGGCACGAAAGGCUGCAUUUACCCGACCAGAACCUGGGUUUUCUCUCUACGAGGGCCGGACUCGAGGCAAGAAGCUUAAAUACACUUAUUCAGACGACGAGGAUAUCUUCUCCGACGACGCACCUACUACGCGUCGGUCAGGACGUAAUGUCUCGGGACCCGCCACACCAGGCGAGCCAUUAGGCCCGGUUUUCACAGCCAGUGGUCGACAAGUUCGGGCUCGCGCUGGAGGCGUAUACGGAGAAUCGAUGCUAAGUGGACAGCGAGACGAUGCCGAAGAAGACCAAGAAGAUAACGGCGAAGAUGCCCAGCCUCGAACUCGAGGCCAGGCAAAUGGCCAUGCAAAUAAUUACGCUGAUGGUAUGAGCGACGAAUCAGAUGCUGCUUCCAGCUGGAAAGGGGAUGAUGAAUCCCAGAACGAGAACGAGAAUGAGAAUGAGAAUGAAUUUGAACACGAUGAAGAAGAGGAGGCUAGUGAGGGCGAGUCCUCAGACGCUGAGGACGGUCAGCAGCAUAGUCUUGUUGUUCACCUGCAUUACGGAAAGUCUCAAGAGAAACCGGGCCCAGCUUUGCAACAACAUACUGGUCCUGCUCCCGAACCUAAUCCGUCCAGCAUCUCGGUUGCUGCAGACACCACAAAUUCUGUCGACAACUCGGCUAUGGAAGUUGAACCGAAACGAGAAACCACCAAGCAACAGCUGCCAGAGAAGGGUAGAUUGGAUUUUAUCAUGUCCAAUUCAGCGUUUUCACAUCCCGAGGAUGCAAAGGAAAACAUAUCGAAUGUCGAGGACCAGGUCAAAACCGACAAACCCGAGGAAGUCGGGGCGAAGAACCUGCAAGAACACUCUGUGCCACCACUUGAACCAUCUCGGAUUCAAAAUGGUGGCGAGUAA
Talaromyces rugulosus is the source of this 1767-nucleotide messenger RNA. RefSeq lists its product as uncharacterized. NCBI's taxonomy places the organism in Eukaryota, Fungi, Ascomycota, Eurotiomycetes, Eurotiales, Trichocomaceae. The record is from RefSeq and is a predicted model, not a curated record. The transcript is spliced from 5 exons. Bases 1 to 1767 code for a protein of 588 amino acids.